AUGGCUGAGAGUUGGACGACAGCUGGGGCCGUGCCAGCCCACGCCGUCGCCAUCACUGGUAUGGCUUGCAAGUUCCCCGGGGCCGACUCCGUGGACGACUACUGGAAGCUGCUGGACGAGGGACGGUCCAUGGUGACGAAGGUCCCUGCCGGCCGCUUUGCCACGGAGGAGCACUGGCGCAGCAAUGACAAAUCUGUCUUUACGGGCAACUUUGUCAACGAUCUCGACGCGUUUGACCACAAGUUCUUCGGAAGGUCAAGCCGAGAGGCCGCCACCAUGGAUCCCGGGCAGCGACUGCUACUCGAGACGGCUUAUCAGGCCCUCGAGUCGUCUGGUUUCUUCCGCGGCGUCGAACAGGACCGCGAUGUUGGAUGCUUCAUUGGUGCCUGUCUCUCAGAUUACAACGACAAUGUGGCCAGUCACCCUCCGAAUGCUUUCUCCGCUCUUGGAUCGCUGAGAGCCUUCCUCCCAGGAAGAAUCAGUCACUUUUUCGGCCUUACUGGACCGGCCAUCAGCUUCGACACGGCUUGUUCAUCCUCGGCUGUCGCCAUUGACGCUGCUAUUAAGGCUCUGAGAGCCGGUGACUGCACAAGCGCCAUUGCUGGUGGCGUCUCGGUCUUUACCAGCCCUCACAUUUUCCAGAACCUGGCGGGCGCCUCUUUCCUGAGCCCUACAGGCGCCACCAAGUCUUUUGACGAACUCGCUGAUGGAUACAGCCGUGGCGAGGGUGUCGGUCUCGUCGUCCUCAAGACCCUCUCCCAAGCCGUUGCCGAUGGCGAUCACAUUUUGGGCACAAUUCUGUCGACUGCAGUAAAGCAGAACAGCAACCUGGUUCCUAUUACAGUUCCAUACAGUCCAUCUCAAGUCGCACUCUACGGAAGAGUCCUGGAGCGCGCCGGCGUCAAUGCCGAUGAUAUCACAUACCUCGAGGCUCACGGAACCGGCACCCCCAUUGGAGACCCCGAAGAGUUCAAAGCUAUCAAGGAGAUUUUUGACACUCCUACAAGAACACAAAAACUUCACUUUGCGUCUGUAAAGGGUAACAUUGGCCAUUCCGAGGCCGCCUCUGGUGUCGCGGGUCUCAUCAAGACUCUUCUCAUGAUGCAGCACCGCGCCAUCCCACGCCAGGCCAGCUUCAAAGUGCUCAACUCCAAGAUUGAUCUGUGCGACGGACGGCUCAGUAUUCCUACAGAGACCGUUCCCUGGCAUGGCAAGCCCCUUAUUGCCUGCAUAAGCAACCACGGAGCUGCUGGAAGUACCUCAGCUAUGGUCGUUAGAGAGCCCUUUGCCGCCCUGGCCGCUCCGACACACAAGUCUCACUCUACCAAAUUCCCCAUCAUUGUGUCUGGCAACUGUGCUCUCAGUCUUCGACGUAAUUGUGCCGCGCUACGCGAGUAUCUCACAACUUCUGAUGCUCUGAAUAAGGGUGCCGGCUUGGCCGAUAUCGCCUUCAACCUGAGCGAGAAGCAGAACCGCGACUUGUCCCACAUUUUCUCGGUAGCAGUGACAGACUCAUCAGAUCUGUAUAAAAAACUUGAUCUGCUAGGCCAAGACCUCUCCUCCCCCAAUCCCGAGGCAAAGCCCGUGGUCCUCGUCUUUGGUGGCCAGCAGAGAAAGACAGUCACCAUUGACCGAGACGUUUACGACAGCUGCAAGUUGCUUCGUAAGCAUCUGGACGAAUGCGAUCGCAUCCUUCAUGAGUUCGGCCACCAAAGGAUUAUUCCUGGCAUAUUCGAGUCUGGAUUCCAUACUGAUGCCGUCUACCUCCAGACUGCCCAGUUUGCCAUCCAAUACGCUACUGCCAUGACAUGGUUGGACUGCGGUCUCAAGAUUGAGUGUGUGAUUGGUCACUCCCUUGGCCAACUUGCUGCCCUGGUCGUCUCUGGUGUCCUUUCACUCUAUGAUGGUCUCAAGCUUGUUUAUCACAGAGCCUUGCUGAUCAGGGACCAGUGGGGCCCCGAGACUGGUGCCAUGCUUGCCGUCUUUGCCGAUCUCGAGGAGACUCGUGCGCUGAUUGCUUCUAUCAAGAAGAUUGACCCCACAACAGACAUUAGCAUUGCUUGCUACAAUGGCCCCUCCAACCAUGUGCUGGCUGGAUCCAGGUCGGAGAUCGAACUUGUCGUUGAUGUGAUCAACAGGUCGAGAUCUAUGAAAUACGUUGUCUUGGACACUACUCACGGAUUUCAUUCGAGACUGGCUGACCCCAUCCUCCACAAACUCAGACACAUUGCUUCCGGCUUGACGUAUCAUCCUCCUGCGAUCCACAUUGAGCUAUGCUCGGAGAAUGAAGAGUCUGCAAUGAAUAUUAAUGCUACUGCAAUUGCUGAGCACACUCGCCAGCCCGUCUACUUUGAUCACUCUAUCAAGCGCAUUGAAAGACGCUACGGCCACUGCACGUGGAUUGAGGGUGGUUCCGACACCUCCAUCAUGAGCAUGCUUCAGCGCUGCCUGCCUGCCAAGACUCACGGCGGCCAUGACUUCCGACCCGUGUCUGUGAGCCGUUUCGACUCUCUGGGCCUGUUGGCGGAAACCAUUGCGCAUCUCUGGAGCCGCAGACACCACGUCCAAUUCUGGCCAUUUGCCAGAUGCCAGAGAGGCGAGUACCGCGCUCUGAACUUGCCGCCAUACUCUUUUGAGAAGACCAAGCACUGGCUCGACUUCAAGCUCCUCGUCGACAGCGGCGUCAAAGAAGUUGUCAAGGAAGUUGUCAAGGAGGUGGUCGUCUUCAAGGAAAAUGUCAAGAAGCAUCAUCACCUUCUCAUGUUUGCCGGCUUCCAAGACGCAUCCGAGUUGACCGCCGUUUACAAUAUUGAUCCCCGCUCCGAGGAAUGGCAGACCCUGUGCGGCGGUCACUCCCUUCUCAACACCCCUCUCUGUCCUGCUGCUCUGUACGUUGAGCUGAUUCUACGUGCAACCAAGAACAUCGUCGAGGUCAAGAAGGGAGUGUCUUCGUUCCGCGUGCAGUUGGAGACACUCGAGAUCCAGGCUGCUCUGGGCAUCAAUCCUCGUAGAAGAGCAAUCAAGCUCUACCUGACCCAAGCAGAUGGCGCUGGCAACAAAUGGAACAUUGCUCUUCGAUCCGAACCCGAAGACAUUCUCGAGACGAUUACUACACAUGCUAUCGCCAAGACUGAAGUGGUCAUGGGCGACGACAUGGAUACCACUGUCGAGUUGGCUCGCUUUGGCAAGCUUCUCCAGCGGGGCUCCUUUGACGCAUCCACUUGGAACGCAGUCGACAGAAUCCACGGUCCGGUCAUCUACCAAAUCUUCUCCAAGGUUGUCCAGUACCACGACUACUUCCACGGCGUUCACGACCUUUCCUUCAAGAACCAUAUCAUCGUUGCCGAAGUGUUCCUUCCCAAGGACCAGCCCAUCAUUACCUCGGAACUGCUGCACAACCCGGUUGCCAUCGACACCUUCCUCCAGGUGCCUGGUCUGUACCUGAACUGCCUUUCCUCCUGCAAGCCUGGCAGUGCCUACAUCAACACCACCCUCGAGCGCCUUCGCAUUGCCCCCGACUUUGAGUACAAGCCCCGAGGUCCAUGGAAGGUUAUUGCCCUUCCUGGCGAUAUUGACGAGUCCGGCCAUGGAAGCUUUGAUAUCUUUGUUACCGAUCCCAAGAUGAAGUCACUCGUCGUGGCUGCCUUUACUGCUCGCUUCCGCAUGGUAUCCAUUUCUUCUUUGACCAAGAGCUUGUCUCAUGCCUCCGAAUACUCGCAAGCGCUUCUUCCCGCCGCACGCGAGACCGAGUACACCACCCAGCUAGUUGAGCGAACCUCCCAUAUUGCUCCGAGCGUCGUUGAGCGAGUUUCCCACGUUGCCCCGAGCAUUGUGGCAAGUGAUUCGUGCAAUCUGCGCGAGUCCCGAUUGGAGAGAGCCUGGGUCGAGGAAAAGCUCAGUGAAAUCCUCCGCAAGGUGGCAGAUGUCCCUGUAGAGCUCUUCCGCACCAAUGCUUCACUUGAGGAGCUUGGUAUUGACUCCCUGAUGUGGACUGAGGUUGUGACCGAGGCUGAGAAGACUUUUGGCUUCACUAUUCCUCGCUCUGAGCUGCAAAAGGUGCAGACAGUGUAUGAGCUGUGCGAUUACAUUCAGUACCGCGAUGUUCACGUGACCUCCGUCCCAGCAAGAACCCUGAGCGUCAAGCAUUCACUGCCCCGAAUUACGACAUCCCGUGCUGAAUUCGUCGAAACACCUCUGCUUUCCAGCCGUUCCGAAAUCAUCACCACUACCAGGCACACUCACACCCUUGAGCACAUUCUACGUGACCUUGCUGAGAUCCUAUGCAACCAUGCUUCCGACUUUGUCCCUAGCGACAUCCGCAUCACCACCAACCUGAACGACCUCGCCCUGGACUCGCUCCUUGCCAUCGAGUUCCUCGAUGACGUAAAGGCCAAAUUUGGUGUCACUAUUGACAUUGGAUCUUUCAGCAGGAUGACCGAAGUUGGCCAGCUCGCCGAGAUGAUCUUCAAGAGCCUGACCACUGAGACAGGCAACCCACCACGUUCGGCCAUCUCCAAGUCUUCCUCUGGCAGCACCGCCUUCAUGCCAAGCGCCGUGUCCAAGGUCAAUCAGGGCCUUCAGCGACCCAAGAGCAACCUUUCCCGCAAGAGUUUUACACGAUCCCGUGACAGCCUUUUGCAAUUCAAUGACAACAUCUCGUACUCAGGUAGCACCUUGGCUCAUGCUACGAGCGCAUUCAGGAGGUCGAUAAUGGACUUUGAAAAGCUCGCACACAAGAACGAGUUUGCUGGUUUCUACGAGAACGUUUACGGCAAGAACUGCAACCUGGUCUUGGCUUACGUGGUGGAGGCGUAUGCUGACCUGGGUAUAAACCUGGCUACCAUGCGACCUGGCACCGAGAUCCCCGAGCUUAAUGUCCCUCACAAGCACCAUCAGAUGCGUGAGGUCCUCAAGGGUGUGCUGGUGGAUGGAGGUCUUGCCAUCUCCGAUCGCGUCUGCCUCAUCCGAACUGAGAAGCCCGUCGAUCCCACCCGCUCUAGCAUGCUCUUUGAAGACAUCCUCCGCGAGUUCCCCCAACACACCAAGGAGCACAUGCUACUGAACAUUACCGGCGCUGAGCUAGCUCAGCUCAUUACUGGUGCCAAAGACCCUCUGGCUGUGCUGUUCGGAUCCAAGGCCAACAGACAGAUCCUUGAGGACGUCUACAGCACCAGUCCCAUGUACGUCGUCAUGUCGCAGCUCCUUACCCAGUUCCUCGAGUCAACUCUGAGCGCUGCCAUGGCUUCCAUUGCCGGAAGCGGCAAGCGCUUCCGCAUCCUAGAGGUCGGAGCCGGCACCGGUGCCACGACGCGCUGGGUCGUAGGUCGCCUAGUCCAGAUGGGUAUUCCCGUUGAGUAUACUUUUACAGACAUUUCGUCCUCUCUGGUCCAAACGGCCAAGAGAAAGUUUGCCCACUACGAUUGCAUGAAGUACACUACUCUGGAUAUCGAGAGACAGCCCCCUGUUGAGCACCUGGGCCAGUACGACAUUGUCCUCGCCACGAACUGCAUCCACGCCACCAGCGACUUGCGCAACUCGUUGAAGAACAUUAACCAGCUGCUCAAGCCUGAGGGUUUCGUGGCCAUGGUCGAGUUUACCACGCGCAUGCCCUGGUUCGACCUGGUCUUUGGUCUGCUCGAGGGUUGGUGGCUAUUCCAGGACGGACGCGACUACGUGUUGGCUGAGCCGCAGUUCUGGGAGGAGUGUAUGCUCGAUGUUGGCUUCAACAAGGUCAUGUGGAGCGGUGGAAGCUCGAAAGAGUCCAAUGUGGUUCGGGUUAUUACUGGUUUCAAGAAUGCAUAG
Messenger RNA from Pestalotiopsis fici W106-1, 5802 nucleotides. RefSeq lists its product as uncharacterized. Bases 1 to 5802 code for a protein of 1933 amino acids. The record is from RefSeq and is a predicted model, not a curated record. Gene Ontology annotation, molecular function: 3-oxoacyl-[acyl-carrier-protein] synthase activity; fatty acid synthase activity. Lineage: Eukaryota; Fungi; Ascomycota; Sordariomycetes; Amphisphaeriales; Sporocadaceae. Gene Ontology annotation, biological process: fatty acid biosynthetic process; secondary metabolite biosynthetic process. The transcript has a single exon.